Molecule: messenger RNA, 708 nt
Organism: Macroventuria anomochaeta
Lineage: Eukaryota; Fungi; Ascomycota; Dothideomycetes; Pleosporales; Didymellaceae
Exons: 2
Coding region: 1-708 (235 amino acids)
Source: RefSeq, a predicted model, not a curated record
AUGAGUGUGAGAAACCUUCCAGUUAUCGACUCAAUUCGAGCUUCUUUAACCCAACACCAUGAACGAUGCGAAAGGGUUGAGCCAUCGCAUGAAGACAAAGCUGAAACCCCAGCAUCAGCUCAGCGCGCAAAGCCCGUCAGUCCCGACCCACAGCCGGCGCAGCGCAAGAAGCAGAAGACGGAACAUGUUGACGAGGCCUGGGAAGCCUGGAGGAGGGGCGAAGAGGUCUGCGAUAAGCAGCUCAAGAGGAUCGCUGAAGAGAUGAGGGUCCACAUGUCUCUGAAGCAGACUCCGCCAACCGUAAAAGCCUCUGUUCCAACGCCAGCGACGUUUCCUAACAUCGACAAGCACCCCUCGGAGAACAUGGCCGAAUACCGUCGCACAAUGGACCCAACAGGCGCGCUCUUCGAAGCCCCCGCCAUCUUCGUCCUCUUGAAGAACAGGUACACGACAGCCCUCUUGAAGGAAGCUACUGGGUAUAGAGACCGUGGAAAAUACCAAUGGCCUGCACGUGCUCACAUGAUCGGCUGCCCUCCCGACCUUAUCACGGAGAUGGAAGAGCUCAUGGAGGGAUGGAAGCUACUCGUCGACCGCCCAGGGAAGAAGGGACUGUGGAAUUGGAAAAGAGAGCACACGUGUGCACCAAAGUGUUGGCCAGGCCAGAAUUCUGACCAAGCGGGUAUCCACAUUCCCAGCUAUAAGCAGUAA